Gadus chalcogrammus (walleye pollock) is the source of this 4400-nucleotide messenger RNA. Its product is annotated as globoside alpha-1,3-N-acetylgalactosaminyltransferase 1-like. The record is from RefSeq and is a predicted model, not a curated record. Gene Ontology annotation, cellular component: vesicle; Golgi apparatus; membrane. The coding region runs from base 464 to 1516 and encodes 350 amino acids. Gene Ontology annotation, biological process: carbohydrate metabolic process. NCBI's taxonomy places the organism in Eukaryota, Metazoa, Chordata, Actinopteri, Gadiformes, Gadidae. The transcript is spliced from 3 exons. Gene Ontology annotation, molecular function: hexosyltransferase activity.
AAGAAGCAUGCCAAUCGUGUUUUUCUCCCUAGAAUGUGAAUAUCCCAUUAAAGUACCAAAGUGGUGUACUCUUUGAAUGUCUUUUCUGCUAUACAUAGCCACCUUACUUCUGACUUUGAUGUCGUCUGCGCCUUGUUAGACAGAUGGACUGAUAUACUUAGUUCUACUAUCGAUAGCGCUACAGAAGCAGCGCAACAGGACAUUUUCCGUUAGUUUUUGUUUUUUCCUCAGCUUGCCUAACUGAUCCCAUUUGCACAUAUUCCCUACAUCUGGUGCAAUGGUCUAGAGGCGAUGCUCCAGCAGAAAGGAUUGUUGCGCGUCUUCAAGCGGAAGACGGUGCGGAGUUACUUAUGUUAACGUUCAAAGUAAAUCCAUAAAAAAGAAAGGGAGAAGAAACGGAGAAGAGUUGUGCUGAGGGGCUGAAGUGUGACUUCGGGAACCGACCGGGCCUACACGUCAGAGGAUGGCACUCUUCAUGUUUAGCAAAUGUCGCUCAGGGCCAGUAAGGGUGAGCAAAGCACGGAUGGUCCUGUACAGCCUCCUAUUGUCUCUUCUGAUAUACCUUUUCCAAAGGUCCAAGGCCACAGUCCUUGUCAACGGCGGUCAUCCUCCUAUCCUAGGCCUGGAGCCCGUCGAGGGGGAAGCAGACACUCCAGACACGGGCACCUCAUUAGGACAUCAGCCUCUCCUGGAGACCCCCUGGGGAGCCCCUUUGGUGUGGGGGGAGAGCAGCGAGUCAGCAAAUCACAGGGCGAAAUUCUCCCAGCGGGAGGUCCGCGUGGGCCUCCUCGUGCUAGCCGUGGGCGCUUACGGCCUGCACCUUCGCCGCUUCCUCCUGUCGGCCGAGGUGAACUUCCUCCCGGGCCGGGGGGUCACGUACUACGUGCUUUGCGAUAAUCCCCGCUCCCUGGAGCCCCCCAUCAAGCUGGCCCCGGGGAGGGACCUGAAGGUGAUCCCCGUGGCGGAGAUGCCCGGCUGGGACCGGUUGGCCCGUCGCCGCAUGGACCUGAUCGCCGCCGCCAUCAAAGACGAGGUCGGUGACGCGGUGGCGUACGUCUUCUGCGCCGACGUCGACCAGGAGUUCACGGCGCCGGUGAGAGAGGAGAUCCUGUCGGAGCUGGUGGCCACCCUGCACCCCGAGCUGUACGGGAUGCCCCGGCACGCCUUCCCCUACGAGAUAGAGGAGAGCUCUGCGGCGUGCGUGGACGAAGACGAGGGAGACUUCUACUACACCUCGGAGCUGUACGGGGGGCGGGUGGCCGAGGUGUUCCGCCUGGCCCGGGCCUGCUCCCUGCUCAUCCUGGAGGACCAGGAGAAGGGGUUCAUGGCCAGGGGCAUGGAGGAGAGCUACCUCAACCGCUACCUGAUCGACCACAGGCCCACGUGCGUCCUGUCCCCGGAGUACAGCUGGUGGGACUCUGCGCUGUCGGCGGACGUGCCCGUGCAGCGGCUCAUCUCCCUGGGGAGACAAUGCGAGGCUCUGGAUGAGAGGAAGAGAGAAGAACGCAGAUGCUGAAGGGAUGGGUCAAAGACAGGGCAGCCUGCUGGCUAGCCCCGGCUUGGAGUUAAGGUUGGAGACACCACUGAAGAGACAUGCAAAGGCCUAAAGGUUUCAUUUUAGCAAUUUAACUUUUAUUAAAAUGAAUUAAAAAUUGGAACAAUCUAAACCGGAGCACAAUACAAUAGCUGUGUUUUAUACUUUACAAGGGAAACCCAAAUGUAUGCUUAGCAUUUAUUAAAUACCUAAUAAAAACCUUUUGACAAGGCAAGCAACCUCCAUACUAGACCCCAUCUUGUAAGCCUGUUUAAGCCACAAGCAUGCUGAGCGGAAAUGUGCAAUCUGCUCUCAAUUAAUAGAAUAGCAUUUCUGCACAAUGGCCAUCUUUUCUCUAGCAGACAAAGAGGAAAAAUGACAUGCCUCCGCCCCAUUAAGGUCAGCUAUAGAGAUAACCUACCCUCAGCUUUGCAGGCAGCAGUGAUAAGAGUCAACAGCGUAAGUGCACACUUUCCCUACAUAGUGGUGAAUCAUUAACUGGAAAAGCUGCUGUUUUUCAAGGUCUUUAAAUAGCAGAUGAGGGGAGGGGGAACAGGGGGUGUUGUGGAUGCUUUAAUAAACAUGCCCCUGUUGCUGUACCAUAAUAAUCUUCACUGGGAAUGCUGCAUUUGUACAAAUUUGGAGAGCGAGGGAGAGAAACUAAUAAGGAUUUUAACUUGGUACCUUUUGAAUACCCACCCUGCAGCUUCUCACACACAUAAACACUCUACGUGACUUUCUCUCUUUGUCUGCUUGUGUAAAUGGGAGGAUAACAGUACAGCAGAUGUUUCUUUCCCAUGCCAGUAGAGCCUUUCGUCUGGGCCAGAUUGCCACGUGGAUACAUGCAUAAUGGGCUCACCGGUUAUUACUUUUAUAGCUUGAACUUGAAGCUGUGUGCAUUUUUUGCAACCACCCAUAUAAGUUGGAUAUACAUUAAAAGACUUCAUGAAGAAGUGGUUAUUCGUGUAGCUUUCAUUUACUUAGGAGGUCUAACAUUAGGUCCAGGUACAAAUAUAUCUUAGUAGUAAUUUUGAGUGUUUAAACAGUUUAAAUGUGUGUACUUACAUGGGUCUGUUUGUGUAGGCAGACACACCUGAUAUAUGUUGGCCUGAUACUGCUACCGAAUGAUAUAAUUGUCAGGGCUCCUGACAAACUCACUAACUCCUGACUAAUCCCAUAAGAAAACCCUACAUCAAAUAUCAAUAUACUCUUGUUGCAGUAUCCUCAGCCAAAAACGGACCAAAAAUAAGUAAAGGAUGUUCACCUGCAUGGCAAGGAAUGACCUUUGAGCUCAACAUAACCUCACAUUAUUAAGGUUAUCAAAGAAAAGCCAAUAGGUUGCUGGAGCAAAAAACGAAAGAAUAUAUGGCACCCAGCCCCUUUAAAAGAGGGCCAAACUUCUCACUCAAUGCUGCAAUAAACAUGAAUUUCAGAGGUGUUUCAGGAGGCAUAUCACGCAGUAAAGAGCAGCAGGCAUUUCUGUAUCUGCGAAUAAUCACAGUGUGAACAUGCGAUGUUGAUUAGCACCAAAAUGGGAACCGGGCUAAGUAACACAUUUGUUAAUGAUCAACUUCUAUGCUGCCAAAGGAUAUGCAAGGUAGGAGGAUGACCAUAUACUGAAGAGAUUGAAGAAAAGAUGGGUUCUAAACAGUCUUUCUCAAACUGUUUUUAGCUGUCAGUAGGGCUUGACCCUUGACCCAGGGGCCCCUGUACACACAAGCCUGAAAAGACAGAACUUUAAUUGGCAAAUCAACAUUAAUGUAAAAAUGAAGUAGGUGUCCGUUUUCCAUCUGUGAUUGUGAUUGUUGUGACACAGAGCCGGCCCCGGGCAUACGCUGUGUAGGAUGAAGCCUAGGGAGCCAACCGUCCAUAGCCAAGAAAAACAAAACACAAAAUGAUUUAUUUUAUUUUGCAUUUGAGAAUAAACAUUUAGAAAUAAUUAUGCAGCAAGCCACCCCCAUGCAUGUAUAAUAAGAACCCUAGGAAAGUUAUCCUUCAUAAGUAUAAUGAAUAGACAAUUUAUUCUAACAAGUAGCACCAUUAUAAUACUAUAAGGAUUUAAAACCUAUGCAUCGGGCAUUCUAGACAGGGGUGGUUGAACUAGUCCAACCUGUGGGCAUCGCCACGAUUUGGGGAAUUAUAUCAAUAAAGGGGAUUAUUGCUAAAACACAAGACAGGCGCAAGAGGUAUACAACACAAAAAAAGACAGGACAAAACAGCAGAGGAGCCUCACAUGAUACCAACACAAUGAAUGAGAUGAUGACUCUGUUCAAGAUUAAAUUAGAUCAGUGGGGAAACAAAGUACCACAGCUGACAUGAGCACAGAUGAGAAGGAGGUUUCAAGUCGUCUAUUCAUAAGAAUGUUAAAAAUGGAGAAUGGAGAAUGUUCCAGCUUAAUAAGAAGAAAAUUAAAACAAUUGUAUGGAUUGAUUGCCAAACUAACCCUUCAGUUAAUCUAAGGAAUACCACCAUUUUUUAAAUUGAUUUAGUGAUUGAUAACCAUAAAACACCAGAGCCUGCUUUGCAUAAAAUAUGUAUUAUAUAAAACAGACAGGUCUUUAGAAGAGACCGAAUGCAGUUGGCAUAUGAAUAAAACCUUACUCCUCUAAAAUACUUAAUCAAAGCGGAUUAAUAAGGAAAACAUUUUUAGUUUAAUUCAGUUCAGACGAAGUCUGGAUACGUAGGAAGAGGAGACUUUGGAGAGACUCAGGUAGCUGAGUCAACUGAAUGUGAGUAUUUAGUCUUUGCCUCAACUGAUUGUGAGCAUUAUAUUUUACUGUUCGCCCCCUUACUGGAUGUAUGAUAUUUGCUGCUUUGAUUGAGCUUGUAUUAAUAAAAAAAUCUGCACUUAAUCUGUUAAUUUGUG